AUGAAGUUCGGAAAGAGCAUCUGCGUGCUCAAUGUUGGGGGAACCCGGUACGCCUUCACUCGUGAGGUGAUCAGGGAUUUCCCUCUCCGGCGCGUCAGCCGCUUGCAUGCAUGCGCAACCGAGAAAGAGGUCCUUGAACUGUGUGAUGACUAUGACCGAGACCGGAAUGAGUUUUUCUUCGACCGCCACGCACAGGCUUUUGUCUUCAUCAUGUUGUACGUUCGCUCCGGCAAACUCCGAUUUGUUCCUGGAGUGUGUGAGCUGUCCUUCUACACAGAAAUGCUUUACUGGGGGUUGGAGAGCGCGCACCUGGACUCCUGCUGCCAGAAACGCCUGGAUGAGAGGAUGUCUGACAUAGGACUUGACACUCUUUCGGAGGGGGACAUAGUGUUGUCAGGGGACGAGCCUCAGACCCCAGACGAGUCCGCGCCACCCAUUGCGCUCACCGGACGCGCUAAAUGGCUCGAGAAGAUGCGCAAAACAUUUGAGGAGCCCAACUCUUCCAUUGCUGCGCAGCUUUUAGCCUCAGUUUCUGUGAUUUUCGUGAUCAUUUCCAUGAUCAUGCUGUGCGCCAGCACGCUGCCGGAUUGGGACACAGCCAAGAGAAAUACAGUAGAGGAACACAGGAUAGUGGAGGCCGUGUGCAUUGGCUGGUUCACUGCAGAGUGCAUUGUGCGCUUUCUGUUGGCCAGAGACAAGUGGGACUUCAUCCGGCAUCCACUGAACAUCAUUGAUGUGAUUGCCAUUACCCCCUACUAUGUCACCAUGGCAAUGGCCCGCGCGGGGAUGCCGGGUGCUGGGCUCGGGGUCGCUGGAGUGAUACUCCGAGUGUUGAGGAUGAUGCGAGUGUUCUGGCUCAUGAAGUUGGCCAGACAUUUCCUGGGUCUGCAGACUCUGGGGCUGACGCUCAGGCGAUGCUACCGGGAGAUGGUCAUGCUGCUGGUGUUUGUGUGCGUUGCCAUGGCGAUAUACAGCGCCCUGGCACAGUUGCUGGAGCAUGGCUUGGACUUGGGAGCCCAGAACCAGGAUUACGCCAGCAUUCCAGCCGCCGCCUGGUGGGUCAUCAUCUCCAUGACAACAGUCGGAUACGGAGACGUUUACCCCGUGACCAUCGGGGGAAGGGUCCUUGGGGGAAUGUGCGUCGUCAGUGGCAUUGUACUCCUGGCACUGCCCAUCACAUUCAUCUACCACAGUUUUGUCCAGUGCUACCACGAACUCCGAAUGCGUUCCGCCAGAUAUGCAAGAAGUCUUUCUACAGAGAUGCUGCAAUGAUUCCGCUUCCAUCAGAAUACUGACAAGCUGAUCAUGAAAACGUCAUGAACUUCCCCGCUUUCUAGCUUCCCCCAUGAGUACCUCCUGUCAGUAUAUUGACAUCCAAUAAUUGUUUGCAUGAAGUGCUGCUAUCCUUUAGGGAACUCACCAGAACAUAACACACAUAAUUAUUUAUUAAAGACACACAGGAGCAAUCAGUCAAGUUUAGACAGCGUCUGCUGUUUACACUGUAUUCCCAUGGUUACAAUUCCAUCCGCCGUAAGGUGUGCACUCAUGUUUGCUCGGCUGUCAGCCUUUUACUUUGUUCCAAGAGCUACAUUAGGAUUGUGCAAGUUACACAAGAUUGAAAUCUGACCUAGAUGCAUCCUGUUGAAUCCGUGAGAGAAAAAAAAAACUAGAAGGAACAAGUGUGAGCAAAGUGGGCAUGGAGAGGUGGUUCACACAGAGGACUUUAAGUGUUAGAGAAGCUCAAGCCAAGAAUAAUGAAACAUGAGCUCAGGUCAGGAGGGACUACAAAGUGGCAGACGGUAAAAUGGAGACUGAUAUAACAGGGCAGAUGGAGAGCGAAAGGGAGGAUAAAGGAUUUUUGAGAGGAAAAAAUGACAGAAUGUCAUGAAAGACUGAUGAAUAGCUGCUUCAAUAUUUGUGAGGGAAUAUAAGGCAUUUUGUGUUUCUGUGUCUCCAAGGCAACUUCAUCCUUCAACAUGCCAAACAUAAUGGUGGUUGAUUUGUGCGUACACAAAUAGGCUACAUCCACGCAUACCUCCUGGCUGGCGCACAACAUUUUCACCCCUGGAUUACUUGAAAUAUCACAAGAUAAUAUUAAAAAAUAAAGAAACAGAGGCUGUCGCAGAGGAUGCUUCUGACAUUCCUUAUUCACACAUGUUUGCUGCAUCCAUUCUUUGCCAAGAUUAUACGUCUAGUUCAGGAGACACAUGAUCCAAAUAAACAAAUCAACACCUCACCCACACAACAGUCUUUCUCUACUUUCACUCUUCUCUUCCUGUUGAUGCCAUCAACCUCUCAAUUUUACACACAAACAUAUCAAGAUCAUGCUCUUCUCCGAUGAAAGAAAUAGAAUUGAUCUCUUUAUCCUCUUUGUUCUCAGAUUUGUAUCCUAUGUGUGCUCGCAGCAGAAACCUAGCAGCUCCGUAAAGCUUAGCAUGUACAGUGGACACCUCGAUAUCCCUGGUUUUGUUCUCGAUGUGCUUUAUAAGCAUUCUAGCUGUCAUAAAAAAUGAAAUCGAAUCAAUAUUUAAGGAGACACUUAAUGAUUCAUAAAUCAUGUAGCACUGUAUAUAGCCCGGUACAUUUGGCCAGGUCUGAUUAAAACCAUCAAUCAAAACAUUUUUAUUAUUAAUACGAUCAUUUGUGUCUAAGCUUUUUUUCCCUUGCUUUUUUUGAAAUAAAAAUGACUAUAUGUUGAACUCAGAGUGUCUAACUGAAUACAGAAAAUCUAUUAAUUGUAGAACUGUAUUUUUUAAGAUUUUAAGGGAAAGUGUACAUAAAAUAGAACUGAAUGACUUUUAAAUCUUGUGAAAUAUGAAUUCUUAUGGAAAUAAAUAAAUAGAUACCAAAUGUUGAAAGUGAGAUAUUUUAUUAUAGAGAAACAAAAAAAACCUGCAUAUUGGAAGUUGUUUAUAAAUUGAAAAGUUUGACAAUUUACUGAAUGCUAAUUAACUUAAUUGUAUGGGUGUAACGAUUAAUUGACUUAAUCUAUUAAUAAAUAUAUGCUCUUACAAUCAAACCAGAUUGAUAUGUCUGAGACAAUUGUUAAUUGAAUCGAACUAUGCAAUAAAAAUAUUUAAAAAUGAAACAAAUUUAUAUUUGAUAUUGAAAAAUAUAAUAUGGAUUGAAGCACACUCAGUUUAUUUUUAGGGGGGAGUAACUAUACAUUUUAACAAUUCAAUGAAUAUAAUAAUUUAUUUAUUAAUAUUUAUAAUAUAUUUAUUCUUAUCCAAUUAAUUAUUGAUUAAUCUGAAAACUUAAUAUGCACUGUUCAGUACCCAUGUGUUUAUCUGGGCACUGAUGUCCUGAAUUGAUUUUAGGUCAGUGAAUCGGAUCGAAUUGAAUCAAUCAAGAUGAACAUAUAUCGCUUAUGAAUCGUAUCGUCAGUCACAAAUGAUGGUACAAAACGAAUCGGUGUUAAAUAAUUCUUUGAACCCAGACUUAUUCACAACAAAUCAGACUUUAAGUUUCAAAAUCUUUAAGAAAUAUUUUUCAGGAUCUACUUUUGAAACUUCGGAUCAAGUUCAAAACAACUGUAAGUAUGAGAUUAUUUGCUUUACAUAACAUCAUCCAAAUAGUUUUUGGAGAUGUUCACAAGGGUUAGAUCUAAAUUUAAUCCAGAUGCCCUUGUGCUCCUCAGGCAGAGCUUUAGUAAAAGGAGGCACGGUUCUAUAAUGAAAAUCCCUGCAUGGACUCAGAAACAUCCCUGGAACUCAUUGCCUGUGUGAGCACAGGUCCCCGAGCCUUCGACAAAUGCAGGCCAAGGGUCUGUCGUAUAAAGGAGAAGCCGUCUUCUCCUAAGCAAAGCUCAUUUAAAGAGGACUGUGGCAAAGGGGAAAGCUGUCUCAUGGCCAGAAAAAAUAAAAUAAAAAAA
Oryzias melastigma (Indian medaka) is the source of this 3874-nucleotide messenger RNA. It is a transcript of the gene kcng3, whose product is annotated as potassium voltage-gated channel, subfamily G, member 3. Lineage: Eukaryota; Metazoa; Chordata; Actinopteri; Beloniformes; Adrianichthyidae. Gene Ontology annotation, biological process: protein homooligomerization; potassium ion transmembrane transport. Bases 1 to 1272 code for a protein of 423 amino acids. The record is from RefSeq and is a predicted model, not a curated record. Gene Ontology annotation, cellular component: membrane; voltage-gated potassium channel complex. The transcript has 2 exons. Gene Ontology annotation, molecular function: delayed rectifier potassium channel activity; protein binding.